AUGCCCGUCGAACUCAGGAAGCGCAAAGCAGCCCCAACCCAGCCGGAGCCUGUCCAGAAAAAGGCAGCCACGGCAAAAACAACCAAGAAGGCCCCCAAAGCCGAAAUUCCUACUGAGGAAGUGAAGGGCAAGAGCACCCCUGCUAAAAGCGCGAUCCCAAAAGUUGGCGAUGUGAUCUCGUUGGAAGGAUUUGGCGGGAAAUUGCAGACCCAGGACGGAGCAUCGACCACUUUGGAAUCUUUGAUUACUUCAAGCAAAGCCGGCGUGGUUUUGUUUACAUACCCGCGAGCAUCAACACCCGGAUGCACCAAACAAGCCAGCAUGUUCCGCGAUGGAUAUGAAAGCCUCACCUCGACUGGUCUAGCAAUCUACGGCCUGUCCACCGACUCUCCCAAGGCCAAUACAACUUUCAAGACUAAACAAAACCUACCCUACCCGCUGCUCUGUGAUGUAAAUGCCACAUUGAUUGGUAGCUUGGGCCUAAAGAAGUCGCCAAAGGGGACAGUGCGAGGCGUCUGCGUGAUUGAUAAGGCUGGUAAAGUCCUACUCUUGAAGCCAGGUAGCCCAGCUGGAACUGUUGAGGCAGUAGAGAAGAUUGUACGCGAGAAUCCGGUUAAGGAUAGUGGGAAGGAAGACACAAAGGAGGAGGACGAGGCUAAAGAUGAAGCUAAAGAGGCGAAGGAAUAG
Molecule: messenger RNA, 687 nt
Organism: Talaromyces marneffei
Lineage: Eukaryota; Fungi; Ascomycota; Eurotiomycetes; Eurotiales; Trichocomaceae
Exons: 2
Coding region: 1-687 (228 amino acids)
Biological process (GO): cell redox homeostasis; cellular response to oxidative stress
Cellular component (GO): cytoplasm
Molecular function (GO): thioredoxin peroxidase activity
Source: RefSeq, a predicted model, not a curated record